Acanthosepion pharaonis is the source of this 1167-nucleotide messenger RNA. The record is from the annotation of a GenBank genome assembly. Lineage: Eukaryota; Metazoa; Mollusca; Cephalopoda; Sepiida; Sepiidae.
AUGUGGAUCCAUGUUUUGAUAAAUGAGCCUGAAGUACCCUCCCCCAUACACUUGAGCCAUAGGGACAUCAUCAAACCUCUGCACAUGACUCUCAAAUCUAUCUAUCUGAGUUCAUAUCUAUCUAUCUAUCUGAGUUCAUAUCUAUCUAUCUAUCUGAGUUCAUAUCUAUCUAUCUAUCUGAGUUCAUAUCUAUCUAUCUAUCUGAGUUCAUAUCUAUCUAUCUAUCUGAGUUCAUAUCUAUCUAUCUAUCUGAGUUCAUAUCUAUCUAUCUAUCUGAGUUCAUAUCUAUCUAUCUAUCUGAGAUAUCUAUCUAUCUAUCUGAGUUCAUAUCUAUCUAUCUAUCUGAGUUCAUAUCUAUCUAUCUAUCUGAGUUCAUCUAUCUAUCUAUCUGAUUCAUAUCUAUCUAUCUAUCUGAGUUCAUAUCUAUCUAUCUAUCUGAUUCAUAUCUAUCUAUCUAUCUAUCUGAGUUCAUAUCUAUCUAUCUAUCUAUCUGAGUUCAUAUCUAUCUAUCUAUCUGAGUUCAUAUCUAUCUCUCAUCUGAUCUAUCUAUCUGAGUUCAUAUCUAUCUAUCUAUCUGAUUCAUAUCUAUCUAUCUAUCUAUCUGAGUUCAUAUCUAUCUAUCUAUCUGAUUCAUAUCUAUCUAUCUAUCUGAUUCAUAUCUUAUCUAUCUAUCUGAUUCAUAUCUAUCUAUCUAUCUAUCUGAGUUCAUAUCUAUCUAUCUAUCUGAGUUCAUAUCUAUCUAUCUAUCUGAGUUCAUAUCUAUCUAUCUAUCUAUCUGAGUUCAUAUCUAUCUAUCUAUCUGAGUUCAUAUCUAUCUAUCUAUCUGAUUUAUAUCUAUGUCUGUCUAUCUAUCUAUCUACCUCAACCCUCUUCAAUUUCUCCCUUUUUUUUCUCUUUCUGAGUCUAUAUCUAUCUAUGUAUUUAUCUAUCUAUCAAACAACAGAGAGCAAUGGCCUUUUAUCUUCCCCUUUUUCUCUUUCUUCUUUUUCUUCACCUUCUCCCCCUCCUUUUAUCUGCAAUGUUUCUUCUUUUCACCUUCCUUUUACAUGUUUUUCUCCACAUUAUUGCUUCUGUUUUUUUAUCAGAUGCUCUUCAAUUUCUUCCUUUUUUUCUGAGUCCAUUCCUAUCAAUCUAUCUGACUCCAUAUCUAUGUCACUUCCUAUCUGA